Polistes canadensis is the source of this 1580-nucleotide messenger RNA. Its product is annotated as sperm-associated antigen 6. Gene Ontology annotation, molecular function: microtubule binding. Gene Ontology annotation, biological process: cilium movement. The transcript is spliced from 9 exons. Gene Ontology annotation, cellular component: microtubule cytoskeleton. The annotation marks the transcript as partial. Lineage: Eukaryota; Metazoa; Arthropoda; Insecta; Hymenoptera; Vespidae. The record is from RefSeq and is a predicted model, not a curated record.
CUUGGCACAAAAUAUUAUUCAAGAAGAUAUUUUACCUCGUUUGUUGCACAAUAUAGAAAAACAAAAUGUACGAGCUUGGUGAAUAAAUAUUAUAAAAAGGCAGCAUUAUUUAUAUUACGUGCUAUUGCAAAACAUUCACCAGAAACAGCAUCAAUUAUAGUACAAAUGAAUGGACUAGAUGCAAUGAUUAUAUGUUUAGAAGAUUUUGAUUCUGGUGUCAAAGAAGCAGCUGCUUGGGGAUUUGGAUAUAUAGCUAGACAUAAUAAAAAUUUAGCACAAGCUACUGUAGAUGCAGGUGCAGUACCACUCCUUGUUUUAUGUUUGCAAGAGCCAGAAUUGUGUCUUAAACAAAUUAGUAUAUCAGCCCUUUGUGAUAUAAGUAAACACAGUAAGGACUUAGCUCAUACUAUUGUGGAUGCUGGUGCCAUUCCAUAUUUAUCAAAAGCAUUAUCUAAUCCUGAUGUCAAGUUGAAGCGACAAGUUCUAUCAACAUUAGGGAGCAUAGCAAAACACAGUGCAAAUCUAGCAGAAACUGUUAUAGAGGCAGAAGUAUUCCCUAAUGUUUUAUUACACAUGGGUCAUCCUGAUGAAAAUGUAGCUAGAACUGCAGCAAUUCUUACCAAAGAAGUUUGCAAGCAUACUUCAGAACUGGCACAAUUGAUUGUCAAUGUUGGAGGUAUAGGUGCUUUAAAUGAAUUAAUAAAUACAUCAAAGUUGACAAAUAAACUACCAGCAAUAAUGGCACUUGGAUAUAUUGCUGGGCAUUCUGAUCAGUUCGCUACAGCUAUUAUUGGAUCGAUGAGUGUUAUUCAAUUGGCUAUAAUCUUAGAAAAUGAAACUGAUGACCAUAUACUUGCUGUAACUGCUUGGACAUUAGGUCAAAUAGGAAAACAUACACCAGAGCAUGCAAAAUCAGUAGCUGAUGCAGAUGUCCUUUCAAAAUUAUUAGAAUUCUAUAUCAAUCCAAAGAGUUCAGAUGAUCUAAAAAUAAAAAGUUAUACGUCAUUAAAGCAGAUACUUCAAAAAUGUUUGCAUAUUGAAGCAUUAGAAACACUCAUCUAUGAUGCUCCUCCAAAUAUUUUGAGAUAUGUACUUCGACAAUUUAGCAAGAUAUUGCCAUACGACGCGAGAGCAAGACGAUUAUUUGCAACAUCAGGAGCAUUGAAAAAAGUGCAAGAAAUACAAGCUGAACCAGGCUCAAUACUUAUGGAAUACAUAAUGCUUAUCAAUUGUUGCUUCCCUGAAGAAAUUAUAAGAUAUUAUUCACCAGGAUAUCCAGAAACAUUAUUAGAAGCAGUGGAACAGUAUCAACCAAAAUGUCCUUCCUUAUUAUCCUUGGAUCAAAAAAUGUCAGAUAAUGCUGAGUCUGCCUUUUUUAUCUCAACGUAUGGAGAAUAAGGUUAAAAACAAGAUAAUAUUACCCAUAUGUGAAACAUUCGUAUUUGAAAAAUAUUUUAGUUAUUCUUAUUUAUAAAAAUAUACCUAAAUUGGGGCAAUAACCUAAUAUAGAGAUAUAAUAAAUAUCAAUAUUUAUACAAUUAAUAAAACAUAUAAUAAAGAGACCUUUUGCAAUUUUUUAA